UCCACUGACUGGUACCCGAAGGUAGCCAUAGAGGGACUAAGUUUAUCCAUUAACUCCAUGGUUAUCCUGGAGAUCCCUUGAUAUCAAAGCUUCUUUCCUCACACGCUUCUCUGGUCCUGUGGAGAUGAAAAUUGACAUCCAUAGUCAUAUUCUACCAAAAGAAUGGCCAGAUCUAAAAAAGAAAUUUGGCUAUGGAGGCUGGGUGCAGCUCCAACACCAUAGCAAGGGAGAAGCAAAGAUGGUGAAAGAUGGGCAGGUCUUCAGAGUGGUCCAAGAGAACUGCUGGGAUCCAGAAGUCCGUAUUAGAGAAAUGGACAAAACAGGAGUGACCGCACAAGCCCUUUCCACAGUUCCUGUCAUGUUUAGCUACUGGGCCAAACCUCAGGACACUUUAGACCUGUGCCAGCUUCUAAACAACGACCUAGCUGCCACCGUUGCGAGCCACCCCAGGAGGUUUGUGGGCCUGGGGACGUUGCCCAUGCAGGCCCCGGAGCUGGCCAUCAAGGAGAUGGAGCGCUGUGUGAAUGAGCUGGGCUUUCCGGGGGUCCAGAUCGGCUCCCACGUCAACGAGUGGGACUUGAAUGCGCAAGAACUCUUCCCUGUCUACGCAGCGGCUGAAAAGCUGAACUGUUCCCUAUUCGUGCACCCCUGGGACAUGCAGAUGGAUGGACGGAUGGCCAAAUACUGGUUCCCUUGGCUCGUAGGAAUGCCAGCAGAGACCACUACAGCCAUUUGCUCCAUGAUCAUGGGUGGAGUAUUUGAAAAGUUUCCUAAACUGAAAGUAUGUUAUGCACAUGGAGGUGGUUCCUUCCCCUUCACUGUGGGAAGAAUUUCCCAUGGAUUCAGCAUGCGCCCAGAUCUGUGUGCCCAGGACAACCCAACCAACCCAAAGAAAUACCUUGGAUCCUUUUAUACAGACUCCUUGGUUCAUGAUCCUCUGGCCCUCAAGCUGUUAACAGAUGUCAUAGGAAAGGAUAAAGUCAUUUUGGGAACCGAUUACCCCUUUCCACUAGGUGAGCUGGAACCUGGGAAACUGAUAGAGUCCAUAGAAGAAUUUGAUGCUGAAACAAAGGACAAACUCAAGGCUGGCAACGCCCUAGCAUUUUUGGGUCUUGAGAGAAAACUAUUUGAAUGACCGAAUUUACUCCAAAAGCAACCUUUCCAGAAGCUAUUUUGUUUUUGUUUUUAAAUACAUAUCACACAUGCUUUAGUAAAAUGCUAUUUUGAACUAUUUUAUCCAGAAAUAGAAUAUCCCCAAAUAUUCUAAAUUAUUCAUAAGAAAAAUGACUCAUGUGUUUUCAUUCUGAAAAACAGUAUAUUAAUUCAUGUGUAAAUAAAAAAUGAUUUUCUCAGGGCUUUUUAAAUUAAUGGCAGAAAUAAAAAGCAAAAUGUCAUUAAUGAUUUAUAUGGAGAAAUCAAAACCAGAUUCAUCCUAGAGGGCUCAGGUAGGUUUCCACUUUGAGCAAGUGCAUAUGAACAGGGCCCAAUAACCUAUUUCUAGUCACUUUUAACACCUUCCAUCAGCCCAGAACUGAGCUGGGAAUGCUUUAGAUUCCACAAAAUAAAUGAUGUACAUAUUCCAUAACCCCCAGGAGCUUAUAGUCCAAUUAAGGAAGCAAGACACAUGUUCGUGGAAUAAUUAGUAAGCAAUUCCACAUGAGUGUCACAGAAGUUUCAACAAGAAAAAUUCCCUUGGACUCAAACUGUUAAGCAGAUCUUCACAGAAGUUGGAACUUGGGCUGAGUCUAGAAGUCCAUCCAUAACUGUUUAGAAUUGGAGGAUGGGAAACAGAUAGAAAGGCAAAACUAUGGGAACACAGGUUUCAGACUGAAUGAGAACUUAGCCAUUCUGGAGAAAACUUGCAUUCUGUAAUUUAUUUUUACCAGAAGCUCUUUUAAUUUAAAAUACUGAGUAGAGUGUGUAAAGCUGGCUGUGGAGGUUGAACAGGGCAACACCAGGGUAGCCUUGUUUUACUUACUUCUUUUAUGGUCAUCCCACUUGAGCUGCUGAAAAUGAACGUGGUCCUGGGAGGGGUGAUGAACAUCUGUGGUUCAUGUACUUCUGGCAUGUAUGCUAAAAUCAAAUAUAAUUUUUCAAAAUUA
Messenger RNA from Equus caballus (horse), 2102 nucleotides. RefSeq names its product aminocarboxymuconate semialdehyde decarboxylase (gene ACMSD). The record is from RefSeq and is a predicted model, not a curated record. Lineage: Eukaryota; Metazoa; Chordata; Mammalia; Perissodactyla; Equidae. Gene Ontology annotation, biological process: secondary metabolic process. Gene Ontology annotation, cellular component: cytosol; cytoplasm. Gene Ontology annotation, molecular function: hydrolase activity; carboxy-lyase activity.